This is a messenger RNA of Kwoniella botswanensis, 1149 nucleotides long. RefSeq lists its product as uncharacterized. The record is from RefSeq and is a predicted model, not a curated record. Bases 1 to 1149 code for a protein of 382 amino acids. Lineage: Eukaryota; Fungi; Basidiomycota; Tremellomycetes; Tremellales; Cryptococcaceae. The transcript has 4 exons.
AUGUCCUCACCCUCACCACCUCCUUCAACUCCCAUUCCAAAAUGCCCUAAUGAUCUAUUCAAUUUCGAUGAUCAAUGCGUAUUGGUUGAAGAUGCAGAUGAAGAAAUAAUGGAAUUAUACAUGUCACUCGCAUCGGCUUCUCCAGAAACGACCAAACUGGCCAUAGACGAUAAUUCAGGUGGAUUGGGGUUUCUGAAUUCCAAUGAAUCCAUAUUGGAAAUUACCAUUGAUCUGACCCCACUUCCUCCUUUCGAUGUGCCUGUCAAUGGUAGUAGUGUACAUAAGAGAGAGAGAGGCCAGAAGAAGAAACCACCUCAAAAUAGAUCGGUGGACAACGUCGUGGUGAAGGUUCAACAGGAUUUAGGAAUGUUGAAGAGUCAAAAAGGAGAUACUGGUAGCGUCCUAUGGCGAUCAUCUCUUCACCUAUCCACUCAACUUCUCCGUCAAUCUACCUAUCCCACUUCAUACCCUCGACCGAUAUUCAAUUCCGACAUUCUUGGUAAAUCAUCGAUAUUGGAAUUAGGUUCUGGGACAGGUCUCCUAGCAGUAUUGUUAAGUAGAUUAUGCGGGAGAUACACUUCAAGCGAUAGGUUAGAGAAUCUUAAGUUGGUUAAGAAGAAUUGUGAGAUUAAUGGGAUAGGUAUUGAAGAUGGUUCGGUACUGGUCUCAGAUAAGGAAAAGGAAAAAGAUAGUAAAUUAUCCAGAGCCAAAUCAAAUGAGAAUAAAUCUGGACAUGGUCAUAGUAAAAUGACAACAAUACCUGAAAUCCGACCUAAAGUAAACCUAGAAGAAAUAGAUUGGAUAGCUAUAUUUCAAGAACGUAAAUCCCAUCCUGAACGUUGGCCAUCAUCUCCCACGCAAGAAAAGGCAGAAUACGAUCUGAUAUUAGCUGUAGAUUGUAUAUAUAACGAAUAUCUCGUUCAACCCUUGAUCGAUACGCUGGCAAAGUAUUGUAAGAAAGGGAAAGCAGGAGGGAAUGUAGUUUGGGUGGUGGUGGAACUGAGAUCUUCCGAUGUACUCACUUUGUUCCUAGAGAAAUGGUUGACCGACCCAUCAGGUCCAUGGACGAUUGUGAGGUUGAGCGAGAAGAUGAUGGGUCAUUGGGAAAAUAGAAAGGCUCGUUGGGUAGGAUGGGUCGGAUGGAGGUGA